Messenger RNA from Talaromyces marneffei, 1611 nucleotides. RefSeq lists its product as uncharacterized. The record is from RefSeq and is a predicted model, not a curated record. The coding region runs from base 1 to 1611 and encodes 536 amino acids. The transcript is spliced from 3 exons. Gene Ontology annotation, molecular function: heme binding; iron ion binding; oxidoreductase activity, acting on paired donors, with incorporation or reduction of molecular oxygen. NCBI's taxonomy places the organism in Eukaryota, Fungi, Ascomycota, Eurotiomycetes, Eurotiales, Trichocomaceae.
AUGAUUUCCGGAUAUCUUGGUCUGGCACGCGUUAUAGCGGCUGUUGGGCUUGCGGGUAUUGUGGUUGCUACACUCGGAUAUGUCGCCUACAACCGCUUCCUACAUCCACUACGAGACAUCAAAGGCCCCUUCCUGGCAACAGUCACCCCAUGGGUACAACUCUAUCAUGGCUUAAAAGGUGACCGGCACCUAUGGUUGCACAGGCUACACCAACAAUACGGCUCCCAUGUACGUGUGACCCCAAAUUUUGUCUCCGUCAACACAGCCAAAGGUCUGCGCGACAUCUACGGCCAUGGCAAACGGUUCAAAAAGGCCGAUUUCUACAACGGUUUCACCGCUAUCAAGGGCGUAUACAACACCCACAAUGCAAUCGACAAAACCAUCCAUGGCAAGAAACGCCGUGUUCUGAGCCAUGCAUUCUCCGACCAUGCCCUCAAGGAAAUGGAAGAUCUCAUGUUGAUCCAUAUCCGCCAACUUUGUGCCGUGCUCAGCGAAGAACCCCAGUAUGUGAGUAAUAUCAUCUUGCCGAAUGAAUACAAAACGGAAAAGGGUCAGAUUGUGCGGAAUAUGAGUAAUUGGUUGGGAUUCAUGACUUAUGAUGUGAUGGGAGAGUUAUGUUUUGGCAAGAGUUUUAAUCUGCUGAUUGAUGGUGCGAAGAGGAAAAUGGUUCAUUUGGUUGAUCGGGCUGCGUAUCGUCACUAUGUUUGCGGCCUUUGGAUGCCCCUUGACAGAUGGGGACUUGACAAAAUUUUCAUUCGAAAACUCACCAUGGACCGAUGGAAUUUCAUCAUAACCUCACGCGCCGAAGCCACGGAGAGAGCCAAAGAGCGAGUCGAAGCUGGCCGCGAUGCAAAGAAGGACUUCUUCUGCUAUUUGUUGAAUGCAAAGGACCCCGAGACAGGAGAGGGCCUCUCAAUGAAAGAGUUAUGGGGUGAAGCGAAUGUGCUCAUGGUUGCUGGCAGUGACACGACGUCGACCAGUAUCGUGGCAACAUUGUUCUACCUCGUUCGACACACGGAAGCUAUGAAGAAACUCAAGGAAGAGGUGAGGUCAAGUUUCACGGACGUGGAACAGAUCGUGAGUGGACCUCAGCUCAAUGACUUGGUCUACCUCAAAGCAUGUAUCGAUGAAGCCAUGCGCUUGUCGCCGGCUGUCCCUGGAUCCAUCCCCCGUGAAGCAAUGGAAGGCGGUGCAGAAGUUGAUGGCGUUUUCCUAUCCGCUGGUAGCGAAUGCGGUACACCGGCAUUCUCAAUUCAUCGUUCGCCGGACUACUACCGCGAGCCAUUGUCAUACAUCCCCGAACGCUGGAUUGAAGGCGCAACAUGCCAGACUCAUUCUGGACGGCAAUCAUGGGUGACCACAAAGCCUGAAAUUGAGGCUGCACGGAACGCGUUUUGCCCAUUUAGCAUUGGGCCCAGAGGGUGUAUUGGAAAGAGCAUGGCGUUGAUGGAGAUGCGUAUUACGCUAGCAAGAUUGUUGUUUUUGUUUGAUAUUGAGUUGGCUGAUCGGACUGGGGAGGAUGCUGAUGGGUUUCUGGCCUUGACGGAUCACUUCGUGUCGGCAAAGACUGGGCCAAAUGUUCUCAUCCGGCGGAGACAAGAUCUGUCUUAG